AUGGUGCGCUCGGGAAAGCACGGCGAAGAUCCGGCGCCAGGGCCUCUUUUCACAGCUCUCUUCCCGCCUAACGUCAUCGGGGGGCAGCCGUCCGUCGCCUUGCUCUUUUCCGUCUCUGCUCUCGCCACAUCUUUCUUCCGCUCGUUCCGGCGUACCCAGGAGGGGAACGUCCGCGUCAUACCGUCUGCAGCGAAGCUGCGACAUGUGCGGCAGCCACGAUCUGCUCUCGGUGGCGGGCUCUGCUGCUCCAUCCUGUCUGCCGUUCGCCGGACCGUCUCCGUCGUGCUCGCCUUCUUUCACCAGAGGCGCGUCGUCGUUCUCCUCGUCACCUUCCGCAUCGGCGCUCUCAAUGCCGGCUUCUUUCCUGGCGUGGAGCGAGCCUCGCCGCUCAAAAACUGUCCCCACGACCUCCCCCCCGCGUCGCCGUGCCCCUCCGCACCUCGGAGACUGCAUGCGUCUUCAGUUUUCACCCUCCCUUUCUUGCGACUUUCUUCGCGCCUGCUGUCGAACCAUGAGGCCCGCGGAGGCGCGCAGGACGACGCGGCCGGAGAAGGACGCCAGGGGGAGCAGAGCUGCACUUUGCGUGUCACCCGGGAGCAGUUCCAUGAUGGGUCGCGAGGCCUCUUUCGUCCCCAUCCCUUCAACCGUCGAUUCGCGCGCGUUCGCAAGCCUGUCUUCCCCAUUGAAGCCCGAAAUCUGAGGCUCAUGUACAAGCGCAAGCCCAAGCGCCGCCGGGGUCGAGGAGACAAGAGCAACGCGAAAGGCAUCCGGUGGAAGCACGUUCACCAGCAGGCGGGCCGCUACAAGGGGCCGCGGAGCCGAACUUUUGAAGGCGGGAAAAACCCGCUCUACAAGCGCAUUCCCAAAUGGCCAGAUGCCUGGCUCGCGCGGCAGCGCAGGGUGCUCGAGCCUCUCAAUCUGGCGAAAAUCCGCACAUUCAUCGAAAGCGGUCGCCUCGACACACGGUUCACAAUCACUCAGCGUCAUCUCCACGACAGCAGAUGCGUCAAGGUGAAGAACGGCGUCAAGCUGUUCAAUGUGAAUGACUACCCCUUCCCGUACAAAAUCAGCAUCGAAGUCGCAGGAGCCGACCAGUCAUCGAUUGAUGCUAUUCGGCGAGUGGGAGGCGAGGUGAUUAUCGUCUACCGCAAUCGCCUCAACCUGCGGGCCCACAUCAAGCCCUACAAAUUCGAAGUCCUUCCGCGGACUGCGCGACCGAAUCUCGAAAUGCUUCACUACCUUGAGAAGAUGAGAGCGCGGGGCUGCGUAGUCAAGUACGUGAAGCCGCAGUGGCUCAUUGACGAGGAACGCAGCCUCAAGACGGAGCUGGCCGAAUUCGAGGCUGAGGCGCUCAUCGCCAAAGGGGAAGCAGUUGACCGGAGUGCGCCCGAUCUCCGCGAGAGCGUGGACGACCUUCAGGAGCGGUUGCUCAAGCGCUUCCGCUUGCGUGAGACUCUGGCUGCGGAGUUGACUCGCCAGCAAGAAGCUGAGGAGGCGGAGCGAAAAGCGAAGCAGAACGACGGCGAGCGAGCAGACUGA
Messenger RNA from Besnoitia besnoiti, 1539 nucleotides. Its product is annotated as putative ribosomal protein L15. The coding region runs from base 1 to 1539 and encodes 512 amino acids. The record is from RefSeq and is a predicted model, not a curated record. The transcript has 7 exons. Gene Ontology annotation, cellular component: mitochondrial large ribosomal subunit. Lineage: Eukaryota; Apicomplexa; Conoidasida; Eucoccidiorida; Sarcocystidae. Gene Ontology annotation, molecular function: structural constituent of ribosome. Gene Ontology annotation, biological process: translation.